UUGUUGCUAUUGCUACUUAAGAGUUGCUACUUAAGAGUAUUCCUCAUUAGGAAAGGCAAAAAGGCAAAUAAGGAUUCAUACGACUCUAUCGUAACCCUGGGAUACCCGAGAGACCCGAGUCGGCAUUCAACUUGGCCCAUACCUAUACUCCCACCUAGGUCCUAGCUAGUGAGUUGCCAGACUUGAAAAUGCCUACCCUAGCUAGAUCCAACUCGUUUAUAUUCCCGGAUCUGGACUUUACAUUGCGCCGUCAAUUCAACAAAACUAGCUUUCGUCCAUUCCAACGCGAGAUCAUACAAGCUGCGCUGGAUGGUAACGAUGUCUUCGUCCAAGCAGCGACGUCCUUCGGGAAAAGUUUAUGUUUUCAGCUUCCCGCUGUAGUAGACCAAGGCAUUACUAUCGUCGUAUCGCCGCUGCUGAGUCUUAUGAUGAAUCAGGUGGAAGCCCUUCGAGCUGCCGGAAUUAACGCUAGCUCAUUAAACAGUAACACGCCUCCGAUAGAGAAAGAUCGCAUUAUGAAUGAUCUCAAGACCGGUCACCCCCGGACUCGGCUACUCUAUGUAACUCCUGAGCUCUGCGCUCAAGACCGUUUUCGGGACAGGUUAAAAGUAGUUCACCAACAACGAGAACUUGCACGUAUUGCUAUUGACGAGGCGCAUUGUAUCUCGGAAUGGGGCCAUGACUUCCGUAGGGAUUUCAAGAGACUAGCAUGGUUUCGAGAAUCAUUUCCGGACGUACCUAUUAUGUGCCUGACAGCAACAGCUAACAUCCAGGUACGCAAUGAUGUGCUCACUACUCUUAGAUUAGAUAUGAAUCCGGAGAGGGUGAAGACAUUCACAAUGACUGCCCACCGACCAAAUCUCCACUUUGAGAUUCGAUUUACGCGUGAUGAAGACGAUCAGCGCUUAGACGACUUCCUCGGGUGGAUCCGCGGUGUAUACCAACGCAGAGCCCAAGAUCCACGGAAAAGUGAGCUUGCCGCUAUCGGCGAGCGAGCUGAAAAUGUUCCUGGCAUUAUCUACACUAUUUCACGAGAUGAGUGCGAGAAUCUUGCCUCGCAGCUUAGAGAGGAGGGCAUUGGUGCCCAACCGUUUCACGCAAAAUUGACCAAAGAAACCAAGGAACGUGUUCUUGCUAAAUGGGUAUCUAACGAACCCGGAUAUGACAUAAUUGUAGCUACAACCGCGUUCGGCAUGGGCAUUGACAAGAACAAUGUCCGGUUUGUCGUUCAUUGGAGGCUGCCUAAAUCCUUCGAGGGGUACUAUCAAGAAGCCGGGCGAGCUGGGCGUGACGGAAACGCGGCAUACUGCUUUCUCUAUUAUAGCCGCGAAGAUAGGAACCGAGUUAGCAGCCUAAUUGUGCGAGAUCGCAAUUCGGCAUCGAAUUCCAAUUUUCAGGCACGCGCCAAAAGCCUACAGGCUCUAGCGGAAUACUGCGAGAGCACGAAUGCCUGCCGCCAUAAGCUGAUUUGCAAAUAUUUCGGAGAAGAUCAGACUCCGACAUGUGAUUAUGCGUGCGACUGGCAUAAAGACAGCGUCGAUCUUCAGCGGCGGUUCCUCAGGGGACUGGCAAGUGAGGAGUGGGUCAGUACGCAGAGAGAAGAAGGGGCCUAUGAUGUAGAUUGGGAUGAAUGAUACGUAUAAAGAAGCUUUACUGGUGGAAAAGGUCCGAUUCGUGGUACAGCCGCUACGUUGGGCGCUUGAAUAGAAGCAAAUCAAUCGGCAUACCGCAUACCUUAGGUACCUGGUACUGAAGCUGUUAGUACUACCUAGGGGACCUUACGCAUGCCAUGUUGCAAUUCCUCCAAUUCCUCCAAUU
Molecule: messenger RNA, 1818 nt
Organism: Daldinia caldariorum
Lineage: Eukaryota; Fungi; Ascomycota; Sordariomycetes; Xylariales; Hypoxylaceae
Product: ATP-dependent DNA helicase
Exons: 2
Coding region: 189-1634 (481 amino acids)
Biological process (GO): double-strand break repair via homologous recombination
Cellular component (GO): chromosome; cytoplasm
Molecular function (GO): four-way junction helicase activity; nucleic acid binding; ATP binding
Source: RefSeq, a predicted model, not a curated record